UCUUUUUUAUCAAAUCCAUUUUCCCAACAAAAACCAAAAAAAGGCCCACAAAGUUAAGGCGAUUCCCCAAUCGAAACCCUAGAUCUCACUUCCCAAUCCCUCUACUCGAUCCAUCCGUUUCCUUCUCCCCCUAUCGGUUUCGAUUCGCUCUUCGGUUCAGCGUGCACAUCGCAAUCGUAUUCGGUUCUUUUCAGCUUCCGAUCGAGGGUUUCGGCACUCUCAGUAGAUCGAUUGGGGGCCAAUUUGUGAGAGGUUUAGGUCACAAAUGGUGUGAACUUUUUAGGUCGAAAUGUACGGACGUUGUGCACUACAGAGCAAUUUGAAAUCGGUACUUGAACUUUUAGAAGUUUUGAUUUUACUUUCUGAAUUUUAAUGUUUUGAUUGUGUUUGCUUACAUUUUGAAGGAAUAUUCUGUAAACUAUCGAGAUCUUCUGCUACUUGUUGGAAUAUUGGGGAGAAAUUGCUACAAAUGCUGUUAGGUCUUAGGUAGUAGAAUCAGAUUAAAUUUUAUAUGCUUAUUUUGUAAAUUCUGUAACUUUAGAUAGUUAAAUCUGAUUUUGAAACUUCGGGAGGUCCUAUUGCAUCUAUGUUCAUGUUUGAUAAAUUCAAACGCAUAUUAAAAUGUUCAUGUUUGAUAAAUUCAAACGCAUAUUAAAAUGUUCAUGUUUGAUAAAUUCAAACGCAUAUUAAAAUGGUAGGAAUAAAUAACUUACAAACACAAGUAGUGUCAUGACAGUUCAUACAAAUAUUAUUAGAUGUCUCUUGUCAAUGAUUGUCUUUGUGGAAAUUUGGAGCAAAUUCAAAUGGAAUAUGGUGAGGUUAAAAGCUCGCAGAAGUGUUUAUCAAGAUUUUUUGGUUUAUUGAUUUUAAAGUUCAUUUCGUGUAAAUGUUAUUUCCCUGAAACGGCGGAGAUCAAGAACAGUCAAGUUGAUAAUUAUUUUGGAUUAUCUGAUGAUAAUUUCUGAACAUUUUAGCUCAAUAGGAAAAUUGAUCCUUUCUGUUCUUUGUAGUGGUGAGUGCCUAGUGCAUUUAUCUUGUUUUCUCUUCUUUCUUGUUUAGAUGGUUUUUUAUGUUUGUAGUUGUUAAACCUUUUUGUGAGGGCAAAUAAGUUGUAGUUAUUGGCUAUUUCACUUAUUAGAGUUGUAGUUGGUUCAAAUUUCAAUCUGCAACUUUCUUAUUAACUAUUACUUACAUGAGGUUAGAAGUUUAUAAAUUUGCAGAAGUUCUCAUCAAAAGAGGGGAAAAAAAACAAAAGGCAAUCAGGGGACUAAUAUGCUUGAAAGGUGAAACUGUGGUUUCCCUGCUAUUAUAUGCAGACUAUAGAAAACUUGGUUUUCUCCUUUCGUUUUUCAGAUGGAUGCUGAUGCCGAAAACCUUUAUGGAGCACAAUGCUUGGUUUGCAGAAGGCCUUUUUCUCUGGAAACAGAAAUAAACGAUGGUUUUGAAGCAAUAAAUAUCUGCAGGGAGUGUAAAAUGAUUGUUCUCAACAGUCCUAAUAGAGAUGUUUCUAUUAGAGAUAUUCGUCGAAGAAGGCGGCUAAGAAGAAGAAGAGCAUUGAGAUAUGGAAGCUCCAAUUCAGUGGACAGUGAUUCAUUUUCACAAAGGUUCUCCCAUUUGAUUAAUUUGGCAAGCCAAAGCCAUGAGACAGAUUCUACUCCAAACCGUUCUAGAGGGUGGCAGAGUACAAUCUCCGACAACGAGAGUGAUUCUGUGUUCGGUGAGAGUGAAUCGAACCUCAGUUUCAGUAACUAUGGAGGAGAAUCAGAUACUUCGAUCGAUCAGAAUAGUUUAAUGUACUUCCAACUUGAAAAUGAAAGCUAUGUAUACACUGAUACAGAUAUUGAUCCAAUGCAUGCCGGCUUGGAUCAGUGGAAUUCGGACGACCAAGAUGAAGAAGAAGAUGGGGGGGAUUGGGAUGAUAGAGAAAGCCCUAAUGGCAUUGUAGAGAGAGAAAGUCAAAAUCAAGAUGGUGCUCUUGUUCAUCGGAGGAUGAGGGGGGCUUUCGAAAUGGGUACACAUUAUGCCGACCUGUUUGUCGACUUCGAGGACUUUGAAUUGGAGAUUAGACCAGCAGGUUUCACUGCAGAUCCAGGUGACUAUGUAGACCCUGCACGGUUCGAGGAGCUUCUAGAACAAUUUGCGGAGAAUGAUGCGUCGAGAAGAGGGGCGCCGCCGGCUAGUGCUUCAGUCCUGCUGAAUCUUCCUUCCGUGGUUAUAUCAAAGAGCCACGAAAAGGACGGUAGCUUAAUUUGCCCAGUUUGCAAGGACCCAUUGCCGAUAAACACUGAAGCAAAACAGCUUCCUUGUCUGCACCUCUACCACCCAUCGUGCAUAUUACCAUGGUUAAGUUCAAGAAAUACAUGCCCCGUUUGCCGUUAUGAGCUCCCCACUGACGACAUUGAAUAUGAGAUGGCCAAGACAGAGCUACUGAGCAGGAAUUUGGCCGAGGAGAGUUCUUAUAAUAGAUCUAAUGAUGUGGAGGUCAAUGAAACUCAUGAUAAUAGUAAUGACAGAAUCGCCAGUAGAAUGGCGGAGAGUAGAGGGGAGGCCAGCGGCGACCAAGUCGGGGUUAGAUCGAAUGGCCGGGAUCGGAGAGGCGGCGGGUGGUUGUUUUUAGCUGCAGCUCCGAUAGUUAGUCUUGUCGGUAUCGUUCUAGUAUUGUGGUUCAAGAACCCUCAUGGUAAUAAUAACAGAAGUCGGUGCGACGCUAGAGAACAGGCGCAGGCGGGAAGGCAACUUAGUGGAGCUCAGAGCUCCGUCGCUCGCGGAGAUAGAAAGAGAAGAUGGUGGUCUUUCUUUUAGGUGAUUUGCUUGUUUUUUAUGCUCUUUUAAUCUUCUGAUUGCUUUUUCGUUGCUGGUGUUCUCUUUCGUAUGGUGACUGUUUAAAUAAGUUUCAACUUCGACCUUUGGGAAAUUGCUAAGGUGAGCGUCCUCUCAACUACUGUUUGCAUCGUAUUGUGUAUACUGGGGUUGUGGUGCGAUGGUAAACAAUCUCACUAGAAAACACGGCUGAAAAGAGAGAAUCCUCACCAAAGGCCAAACCUUUGUUUCUUACGUACUUUUAUUACCUCUUAUCCUAAAUCUAGUGCUCCCUAAGAGUGGUUGGAGUACGCUUUUUAUUUUUUAUCUUUUAUUUUCUGCUUAAUCUCUAAGCAACUGAAUGUGAUUGAUUGUGUGUCAUUAUAAAAUUUCAUCUGAUUGAAUGUGUCUGUAGUUAA
Ananas comosus (pineapple) is the source of this 3218-nucleotide messenger RNA. RefSeq names its product E3 ubiquitin-protein ligase Praja-2-like. Bases 1354 to 2802 code for a protein of 482 amino acids. The transcript is spliced from 3 exons. The record is from RefSeq and is a predicted model, not a curated record. Gene Ontology annotation, cellular component: cytoplasm. Gene Ontology annotation, biological process: protein ubiquitination. NCBI's taxonomy places the organism in Eukaryota, Viridiplantae, Streptophyta, Magnoliopsida, Poales, Bromeliaceae. Gene Ontology annotation, molecular function: ubiquitin protein ligase activity.